Messenger RNA from Chaetomium strumarium, 1062 nucleotides. RefSeq names its product guanine nucleotide binding protein, alpha subunit. Lineage: Eukaryota; Fungi; Ascomycota; Sordariomycetes; Sordariales; Chaetomiaceae. The record is from RefSeq and is a predicted model, not a curated record. Bases 1 to 1062 code for a protein of 353 amino acids. The transcript has 4 exons. Gene Ontology annotation, biological process: G protein-coupled receptor signaling pathway. Gene Ontology annotation, molecular function: GTP binding; GTPase activity; G protein-coupled receptor binding. Gene Ontology annotation, cellular component: heterotrimeric G-protein complex.
AUGGGUUGCGGAAUGAGCACAGAGGAGAAGGAGGGCAAGGCCCGGAACGAGGAGAUUGAGAACCAGCUGAAGAAGGAUCGCAUGCAACAGCGCAAUGAAAUCAAGAUGUUGCUUUUGGGUGCCGGUGAAUCUGGAAAGUCAACGAUUCUGAAGCAGAUGAAGCUCAUCCACGAGGGUGGCUACUCUCGCGAUGAGCGGGAAUCGUUCAAGGAGAUUAUUUUCAGCAACACGGUGCAGUCAAUGCGCGUGAUCCUCGAGGCAAUGGAAUCGCUAGAGCUGCCGCUGGCGGACGCGAGGAUGGAGUACCACGUUCAAACCAUCUUCAUGCAACCAGCACAAAUUGAGGGCGACGUCUUGCCGCCUGAGGUUGGCAAUGCUAUCGAGGCUCUGUGGCGGGAUUCCGGCGUCCAGAGCUGCUUCAAGCGAUCAAGGGAGUACCAGUUGAAUGACUCUGCACGAUACUACUUCGACAACAUCGCCCGGAUCGCUGCGCCUGACUACAUGCCCAACGACCAGGAUGUCCUGCGGUCGCGUGUCAAGACGACCGGUAUCACCGAGACAACCUUCAUCAUCGGCGAGCUCACCUACCGGAUGUUCGAUGUUGGUGGUCAACGCUCUGAGCGGAAGAAGUGGAUCCACUGCUUCGAGAACGUCACGACCAUCCUCUUCCUGGUUGCCAUCUCCGAGUACGACCAGCUGCUAUUCGAGGAUGAGACGGUCAACCGUAUGCAGGAGGCACUCACUCUGUUCGACUCUAUCUGCAACUCCAGGUGGUUCAUCAAGACAUCCAUCAUCUUGUUCCUGAACAAGAUCGAUCGGUUCAAGGAGAAGCUGCCUGUCAGCCCGAUGAAGAACUAUUUCCCCGACUACGAAGGAGGCGAUGACUACGGCGCGGCGUGUGACUACAUCCUGAACCGCUUUGUCAGCCUGAACCAGCACGAGAGCAAGCAGAUCUACACACAUUUCACGUGCGCGACCGACACGACACAAAUCCGCUUCGUCAUGGCUGCGGUGAAUGAUAUUAUCAUUCAGGAAAACCUCCGUCUCUGCGGUCUCAUCUGA